This is a messenger RNA of Mya arenaria, 1571 nucleotides long. Its product is annotated as neurogranin-like. Gene Ontology annotation, molecular function: protein binding. The coding region runs from base 890 to 1273 and encodes 127 amino acids. The record is from RefSeq and is a predicted model, not a curated record. NCBI's taxonomy places the organism in Eukaryota, Metazoa, Mollusca, Bivalvia, Myida, Myidae. The transcript has 2 exons.
UGUGAUGUUUUUCAGUUGUUUUUGUUGGCAGUUUCCCCACCCAAGUAGUGACUCAACACUUUGCUGCUUUAUUUCGCUGACCAAGUUCACCCUAAGUAUUUUGCUCCAGUGCUAUGCACUAAUAUAUUGCUUAAAUGUAUACUGUAGUACAGAAUUUAUGAAGGUCCUGAAUGAUUUUCUCUGUUGACAGAGUUUAGACUUUCAGUAACAAUACCACACAGAUGCAUCGAUUCUUUUCAUCAGUUUGUGGUCCCAGCGCAAGACGGAUUUACCUCAAUAUACAAUAGAAGGAAUAACAUCCAUUUUGCCAUAGCCCUAUCAUUGCUUUUCACAGAUUUAACCUCAUUAUUACUACCAGUGUCUAACCAAUUUGCACUUGAUUUGGUCUUGCAUGUACAAAAUGGCAAACACUCUUCUGGGGACAGAAGAUUUCUCUAGUGUUUGACAAGUUUCUAACAUUGCUGUGGCAUAACAUUGUUACGAAACCGAUGUUCAUAAAAUGUUUCUUUAUUUGGGAAACUCUUGGAAACUUUAGAUGUUUUUUGUCGCUGCAGAUACAGAGUAUAUUUUAUUGUAAUAAGGUUAUGUUCCAGCCUACACACUUCGGCAAACCCCCCUUAAGUCUUAAAUUAAUAAUAACCCAGUCAAACCAACAGCAAUUCACAGAACCAAGUGAUUUAUACUGAGGAUGGGUCCUCACCAAUUUCCAGUUACUAAUCACAGUGGUUUGACCUCUGUAUGUAAAUCACAGCUGUAUAAGGUAGGUGAUUCGUAUCUAUUUUCUCCUCUGUUAGUCGAGUGUUGUUUGUACGCGUUAGAAGCCACGAGUUUCUGACUGUCUGUAUUGGAUCUCAACGGAGCUGGUAUUAAGUUGGGCUGUUUCCAUUGUAUGAUGGCAAAGGCUUCAAGCAGUCAGUUGGUGGGUGUGGCCAAUGAAGGACUGGAGCCGCAAGAUGAAGUUGUCGACAUUGAUCUUGAAGACCCUGAUGUCCAACAGGCAGCAGUAAAAAUCCAAGCGGGCUUCCGAAAACAUGUUGCUCACAAAACCUCUCAACAAGACAAGCUUAACUCCGCCCCCGCAGACGCAGAUGGUCUGGGGAUGGGGCCUUCAUCUAAAGGCGGAGGAGCAAAUGAUAAUAAUGCACAGGGAACAUCUGGUCAAGCGCAAGAAGAGGAAGAAGUGGACAUUGAUUUGAAUGAUCCAGAUGUGGCCGAUGCUGCAGCGAAAAUACAGGCGGGGUUCAAGAAACACAUGAUGAAGAAGAAGAAAUAAUAAAACUCAAAAGGUUGAUAGAACACUACUAGGGACAAGGAUUUUGAAGUGAUUGUGAAUGGAAAGAGACAAUCAAGAAUGAAGUAGAAAUGUUUUACAUCUAGGUCUUAGUAGAAGACAUCUAUAUGUAUAGUGUUAUGAUAGCAAGUCGUGGACUGACACAGUUAAUGGUCAUCAAAAUAUUUUAAAAUGAUGAAGCAAUAAUUUAAGUUUAUAAAUCAGUUAACUUUAUAAUAUAAGAUUCUAUUCUUUGAGAUUUUGUUAAAUUAUUUAAAUGUAAUAAAACAAAUAAGCAAUA